UCAUUGAAGACAGAGUGCAAAACCUCGCAGAGAGCAACGUCUCUCAUUCAAAUACCAGGACUUGUCCAACAGAGAGAACAUAUAUCUGACCCACCAGGCCAAAGAGGUAACAAAGCUCCACCAUGAAGUUUUCUCUCGCUCUGGGUUUUGCCUUCAUCCUCCCACUCAUCAGGGCUCAGGUGCCCCAUUGGGGACCUUGUCCAGAUCCGGCUGUUCAGACGGCCUUCAACCUCAAACAGUUCAUGGGGAGAUGGUUUGAAAUUGCCAAACUGCCGGCCCAGUUUGAGAAGGGUCGGUGCAUCGAAACCAAUUUCACUUUGAAAACAGACAACUCCAUUCGAGUGGUCAGCUCUGAAAUACUAAAAGCAGAGCUGAGGAAAAUUGAAGGGACUGGAGUCGUAGAGGAUAUCAAGAAUCCGGCUAAACUGGGAAUAAGUUAUUCCUACGUCCUGCCCUACUCCCCUUACUGGAUCCUGUCCACUGACUAUGUGAACGUCGUCCUGGUGUACUCCUGCACCGACAUCCUGAGGAUCUUCCACGUCGACUUCGCCUGGAUCCUGGGCCGAACACGAAGCAUGCCAGAGGCCACCGUCCAGAUAGCCAUGGAUACCUUCGCCAAGAACAACAUCGACGUGAGCAGGAUGAUUCCCAGCAAGCAGCAGGGAUGUGACAAAACCCUCUGAGCAGCGAUGGAAAUUAAUCACAAGAUGGCGCUGUGGUUGACAAGAGAGAAGCAAAAUUAUCAUCUCCUCCAGAAAAAUACUUGACUCAUAUUUGGAUAAUUAUGGUGAGGGAUGUAGUAUAGGGUAGAAUAAACUCAGUGACGAUAAUAAAACCAUUUACUGCAUGCUUAUGGUAAGUAUUUUUGUUAUGAGGGGUUUGUAAGUACAAAAGCAUUGUGUUUUGCAACACCUUUUUUUUAAAACUCAAGAUCCCUGGUUGUAGUAUUUCAACCAGGGAGAGUCAAGCUGAGAGUAACAUUCAAGCUUUUACUAAUGAUAAUGUCUGCUGUUUAUUUUCAUGAAAAUAGAAAAAUCAGAAUUUAAAUCAAAUGAUGAGUAAAUCUGAUGUUCAUACCACAAACUCGGAGCAUGAAGUAUCCAAUUAAAGUCAAUACAACUCAGUGAAAUGGAUUCCAUGAGAUCUUUCUUGAUUCUUUGCAUCAUGCUUUUCAUGAAAACAUACUGCAUACAUCAGAGUAUAGUUUGAGUAUUUCUGAAGACCCUGGGACAUCAUCCUUAUAAAUGGAACAUAGGAACACUAACUUUUAAACUUAUAUCAUGGGAAGAAUCAUUUUAUAAAAGCUUGUUUUAAGGUUAUUCCUCUCGUAUUCCUUUCUGUGCCUCAAGCUAAUGUAAAAGCAUGAGACCCACCCACAGCCAACUCACACACAUACAAAUAAAUCGUGUUUUACUUCUCUAAAAAGGUUAAACUCCAGUCUACUAUUUAAUGUAUUAUAUUUAAACCUUAAUAUCAUAGUAAUUCUUAAUAAUAUUUGAGUUGAUCUUACAUAAUUUAAUCUCUCGAUGUUUUCCCUUUCAGAUUUCUAAUUAAUGGUCAUGUUUGGUAUGUCACAAAUAAGAUAAGUGCUAAGUUCUAUGUGGUUCUGACCUGCUUGAUACAUUGUUGUAAUGCAAUGAAUAAAACACAAUUUGUUAAAUAAAAUAAACACAUUGACAACA
Molecule: messenger RNA, 1682 nt
Organism: Notothenia coriiceps (black rockcod)
Lineage: Eukaryota; Metazoa; Chordata; Actinopteri; Perciformes; Nototheniidae
Product: apolipoprotein D-like
Exons: 5
Coding region: 123-683 (186 amino acids)
Biological process (GO): lipid metabolic process; response to reactive oxygen species; tissue regeneration
Cellular component (GO): cytoplasm
Molecular function (GO): lipid binding
Source: RefSeq, a predicted model, not a curated record